AUUUUCUUACAGCACCCAGUGAACAGUGCAGAUCACUUGUUGUUGUGAAGCCAUGGUGAUGAAGUGUGCUUCUGUGUGCCUUGUGGCACUGGCCUUGCUUGGGAGCUUCUGUGAUGCUCAGUGGGACAAGCCCUCGAAACCUACAUACCCGAGACCAGUACCUCAGAGAGAGCCUACCAAACAGAAGCCUCAAGAGCCCCAACAGUCAAAGCAAACAUUUGAGAAACCGCUCACCUGGGUAUACCCUGAAGAUCCCAAGCCUGAGGUCCCACCUGAGGUGACUGUUGAGCUGAGAUAUCCUGUUCCUGCUGCCACUGUUGCUGUUGAGUGCAGAGAGAGGGACGCUGUCGUAGAAGUCAAGAAGGACAUGUUUGGGAUCGGUCAGUUCAUCAAUCCUGCCGACCUGACCCUGGGGAACUGUGCUGCUGUCGGAGAGGACAACAAUGCUCAAGUGUUGAUCUUUCAAGCUGAGCUGCAUCAGUGUGGCAGCACGUUAACGACGACAGACAAGUCCCUCAUCUACACCUUCCUUCUGAACUACAAUCCUCAACCUGUGGGCGCAGCUCCUGUGGUGAGGACCAGCUCAGCUGUUGUCAUUGUAGAAUGCUUCUACCAAAGGCUUCACAAUGUGAGCAGCCUUCCUCUGGACCCGCUGUGGAUCCCUUUCUCUGCCGUUAAAGUGUCUGAGGAAUUCUUGUACUUCACUCUUAAACUCAUGACUGAUGACUGGCAGUAUGAGAGGCCAAUCUACCAGUACUUCCUGGGAGACAUCAUUAACAUUGAGGCUACCGUCAAGCAGUUCUAUCACGUGCCCCUCCGUGUUUACUUGGACAGCUGUGUAGCUACUCUUUCCCCUGACAGGUCCUCCAACCCCAACUACGCCUUCAUCGAUAACCAUGGGUGUUUGGUUGAUGCCAGGCUCACAGGCUCAGACUCUAAGUUCAUGGCUCGCACCGCAGAAAAUGUGCUUCGGUUCCAGUUGGAGGCCUUCAGGUUCAAGGGUGCUGAGAGUGGACUGCUCUACAUUACCUGCCACUUGAAAGCAACAUCUGCUGCUUAUGCCUUUGAUAGUGAACACAGAGCUUGCUCCUACAUCGGCGGGUGGAAGGAGGCCAGUGGAGCUGAUGCGGCUUGUGGCUCCUGUGAGUCUGGGUUGCCUGUAAAUUCUGGAUCUUCUGGCACUGGAUCUGGUUCCUGGACCGGUGGAGGAACCGGCCUAGCUAAUCCUGGAAGGAAGAGCCGUGCUGUGUCCCAAACUCAAGAAAUGGUCGAAUGGGAAGGUGAUGUCACCCUGGGUCCAAUCCCCAUCGGAGAGAAGGUGGUCGCUUAACUCAAUUGCCUGCCAUGACUAUAACCAUCAAAAUAAACAUACUCAUGGGUUCAUGACUGGCUGUAUGAUAUUCUCUUGCUUCUUGUUAAUAGCUCAGUUUGAAGAAAGUAAAGGACCUCCAUUUGCUCCAUUAGAUGUUAUCAAAAUUGUGACCCCUGUGUAGUGAUAAAUGUUACAUAUGGACCACAUGUGGCCAGCUCAUGGACUGUAAAUCCUCCCAAUCUGAUGGAAAUAAAAAAAAAAA
Acanthopagrus latus (yellowfin seabream) is the source of this 1574-nucleotide messenger RNA. RefSeq names its product zona pellucida sperm-binding protein 3-like. The transcript is spliced from 8 exons. The record is from RefSeq and is a predicted model, not a curated record. NCBI's taxonomy places the organism in Eukaryota, Metazoa, Chordata, Actinopteri, Spariformes, Sparidae. Bases 53 to 1330 code for a protein of 425 amino acids. Gene Ontology annotation, molecular function: acrosin binding. Gene Ontology annotation, cellular component: extracellular matrix. Gene Ontology annotation, biological process: binding of sperm to zona pellucida; positive regulation of acrosome reaction; egg coat formation.